Molecule: messenger RNA, 1494 nt
Organism: Amorphotheca resinae ATCC 22711
Lineage: Eukaryota; Fungi; Ascomycota; Leotiomycetes; Helotiales; Amorphothecaceae
Exons: 1
Coding region: 1-1494 (497 amino acids)
Molecular function (GO): aldehyde dehydrogenase (NAD+) activity
Source: RefSeq, a predicted model, not a curated record
AUGUCCUAUCCUCUGCAGCAGCUCUUCUACGAUGGCAAAGGCCAGCCAGCAACAUCUGGCAAAACCUUCUUGAGCGUCGACCCCUCCACGGCCAAACCCCUUGCAGAAGUGCAGACGGCCUCUGAAUCCGACGUCGAUGCCGCGAUAGCUUCAGCGCAAAAUGCGUUUCCUUCCUGGUCGCAGAUGUCGCCCGUGGCCCGCUCUCGAAUCCUCCUUAAAGCGGUCGAGAUCCUCCGCUCCCGCAAUGACGAGAUUGCCAGAGUUGAAACCCACGACACAGGCAAGCCGUUCUCCGAGACGAGCACGGUAGACGUCGUCACCGGCGCUGAUGUUCUGGAAUAUUUCGCAAACCUGGUGGCGAGUGGCGGUCUGAAUGGAGAAACUACACAUCUACGACCAGAUGCGUGGAUAUACACCAAGAAGGAAGCCCUCGGGGUUUGCGCCGGCCUAGGAGCGUGGAACUACCCAAUUCAAAUUGCGUUAUGGAAAUCUGCGCCCUGCCUCGCAGCCGGCAAUUGUAUGGUAUAUAAGCCAUCCGAGGUAACUCCAUUACACGGCCAGAUUCUUGCGCAAGUUUAUGCUGAAGCUGGAGUUCCGCCGGGAGUGUUCAAUAUUGUACAUGGUGAUGGUGCAGUUGGCGCUUACCUAGUUGCCCAUCCUGGCAUUUCAAAAGUAAGCUUCACUGGUCAAGUCUCGACCGGGCAGAAAGUCGCAGCUUCUGCAGCGGGCGGGAUGAAGUAUGUGACGAUGGAGUUGGGUGGCAAGAGCCCGCUUAUCAUUCUUCCUGAUACGGAUCUAGAGAAUGCGGUAGAUGGAGCCAUGAUGGCGAAUUUCUUCUCUACCGGUCAAGUGUGCACGAAUGGAACGCGAGUCUUCGUUCACCGGGACAUGAAGGCUGCUUUUGAGAAACGUCUAGUGGAGAAGAUGGAAUACAUUCGCGCACUGGAACCAAUGGAUCCCAAUAGCAAUUUUGGCCCUCUGGUCUCGGAAAUCCAUUACAAGAAAGUUCUUGGUUAUAUCAAUCACGGAGUCGAUGUUGAUAAGGCCAAACUCCUCUAUGGUGGCCCCGCAAGACCUGCCAAGAUCCCGUCAGGCUACGAGAACGGGUUCUGGGUCCAACCGACAGUUUUUACAGACUGUACGGAUAGUAUGAAGAUUGCCACAGAAGAGAUAUUUGGGCCUGUCCUCUGUAUCUUGACCUGGGAUAAUCUCGAGGAAGUCAUCACACGCGCUAAUAACACGAAACUCGGACUCGCUGCCGGCGUGUUCGGAAAGGAUCUGAACAAAUGCCAUUAUGUUAUCAGUAAAUUGGAAGCAGGCAUCACCUGGAUUAACACAUGGGGAGAAAGUCCCGCCGAGAUGCCUGUCGGAGGAUGGAAGAUGAGUGGUGUUGGUGUUGAGAAUGGGAGAAGAGGGCUAUCGGCAUGGGUCAGAGAGAGAAGUACUCUUGUCGAAGGCAGUGGCGCUGUAGCGACUGUGUUUUCGAAGUUGUGA